AACUUCUAUAACAAGAUGAAUCCUCAGUUCAAGUGGAUCCCAAUGGUUACAGUUGCUCAUAAUAUCGUCCUUUUCCAGGUACAGUUUGAAGGUCUCACUGGACCACUGGCCCUGAGACAAGGGCAAAGGUCGGAAUACAAACUGGACGUCUACAGACUGCAAUUCAAACGACCAAUGAGAAAGAUCGAGACAUGGCACCCCGAGGAUCUGAGGGAGAGUUCAUUCAAAACUUUUGAGCCAGAAAUUCUGAUUGAAAACACUACCCAAAGAGUCGCAACCCUCAUAGUAAGUACUGUUGUAAACACAGAAGCGCCUGUUACAGAUUAUGUUGCGCUCACUUCUGGCCAGGAGUGUGAUGAGUGAUGAGUAAGCGAUAAA
Aplysia californica (California sea hare) is the source of this 378-nucleotide messenger RNA. RefSeq lists its product as uncharacterized. The transcript is spliced from 2 exons. The record is from RefSeq and is a predicted model, not a curated record. The coding region runs from base 16 to 363 and encodes 115 amino acids. NCBI's taxonomy places the organism in Eukaryota, Metazoa, Mollusca, Gastropoda, Aplysiida, Aplysiidae.